Messenger RNA from Lymnaea stagnalis (great pond snail), 7473 nucleotides. The record is from the annotation of a GenBank genome assembly. Lineage: Eukaryota; Metazoa; Mollusca; Gastropoda; Lymnaeidae.
CAAGGCUGGACAAAAAGGGUCAAGGUAACCAACUUGCGUCAAAAUGGCGGACGAUUCAGGUUUGUUCAAAUUAAAGUUUGUUUUUUAAAUUAUUUAAUUGUUGACAAUAUCUGGUUACUUUAGUAUACCACUGAACAGCCUUUGCUCUAUACAAACGUUUCACCUUGCCUUUGGCUCUAACAUUAUUCCAUGUUUUCUUCAUAAGAAUUUUGUUAAUAUUUUUAUUAACAUUUCGGUUUUUACUUUCCUUGUUGAUUGUUGUCCUUUGACUUACCAUGACUUACCAAGUUUUUUUUAGCCGGCUAAAAUGCGUGACUAAUAAAAAAAAAAGAAAAAAAAGAAAUCCUUAUAAGGCUAAGGAUUUGCCCUUAGUAUUUUCAGUGCAAAAAUUAGGCUAUAUUAGUAUAUUCUCAUAUUUGAGGGGCCCACUCAAUAUGUCUUAUAUGUACUGAUCAUUCUGGCUCCUGGUUUAAAUUCAGAGUUUGCCUUCUCUUAGAUGGGUUGCCGUCAAGGCCAACGAGUCCCAUUCACCCGGGGUGCUUGGGAUGUUGGCUUUGGUUGGGAUUGAACUCUUAGAGUUUAGACCGCUCGGCCACCCAGCACAUACUCACGGUGACCCACCACUAACCGGAUGACUUGAUGGUUCUUGUCAAUCUUGACAGACGGACAACGAUAUAUACAUAUAAAGGUUAAAAAAAUGUGCAGUUAGCGGCAUGGGUUUUGUCAAGAGUAAGAGUUGUCUCACCCUAAGCCACCUUAGCACAUUGACGUCACUUUGGUGAAUCCCAAAACUGGACUUAGGACUUCAGGUGACAGGAUGAACAGUUAGACCUGAACAAUCAUGAGAGUGAUAACUUUCCCAUUCUUCACUGAGCAUUACAGAAAAUAUGAAACACAUUUUAAUUUUUAAAAUUAAAUUUUUUAAAGUAACUCUAAACUGUGGAAAUCUUGGAAUAAAAUUAAAUAAAUUAUAAUAUAUAAAUAUUGUCUAUUAAUGAAUUCAACAUUUUUAAGGUUAGUUGAGAGAUCAGUCACUUGCUACCAGUUGCUUCGUUUUCUUCAGCUUAGUUCUAGUAAUAGAUAUCUAGUUAAUAAUAUUGUUGUGAAGCUUAAGUCUUAUAUAAUGGCAUGUAGAAAAAAACCUAUGCACUAUAUAAGAGUUUUGCAUUCUUUAAACGUCACUAAUUCUAGUUUCAAAUCUGUCAUUAAAUGAGUCGUAGGCCUAUAUAUUUAUCCUGAUUAUUGUGUAUCUUUUUUGUUUACUUAGUUAAUGAAUAAUGUUUUCAGAUGUUCCACCUCUGGAGGAUAUGACACAGGUUUUGAAGAAAGUAGAAACUCUGAGAGAAGGAAUACUAAGUCAAAGCAAUGUAGCAAAAUCUCAACCUGCAAGUGCAAAAGAGAGAGCUAAAGUUAGAAAGAACACUUCAGCUCGUGUUGUUCAGCCUGAGCGAAGUGGUAAUACCAAUGAAGGCAAAGUGCAAAUGGUGAGUUUUACCAAAUACAUUGUACUAUGAUUCAUAAUCAUAGCAUGCUCUAAUAAACAGUGCUGUAGUAUAAGUGCUAUAAUAUACAGUACUAUAGUAUACAGUGCUAUAAUAUGCAGUAUUUUUAAAUGAGUUUUUCUGGUUACCCCAAUUCUUAAACAGUGCGGCCAGCAAAUUCUAAGUUCACUUAUAUUUUAAUUGAAAUGACAUGCUUUGGGUGCUAUGGGUUAAUUUUUAGAGUAAAAUGAGCUCACAUCUUCACAAUAGCUCAAAAUGUAGUAUUUUUUUGUUGUUGCAAAUACUUUAUUUCAUACCAGAACAUUUGUAAUUUAUGCAAGUUGGACUUGGUCCCUGACCAGAAAAGUUGAGAACCUGCUCAAUACAUUGGAUAGGAAAAUCUUCAGGAAAAUAUAUGGUCCAUAUGAUGGACAAUGAUGGAUGGAGAAUGCAUAGAAUUGCUCUAAGAUUGCCAGAUUGUAGAUCAGCAAAAGUGAUCUGUAGGCAGAUUCCAUCGGUCGACCAAUACUGAGAUGGAUUUAUGAUGCAGAUAAGGACCUACAUCAGCUGGGGGUACACGCAUGAAAGCCAUGGAUCUAUCUGAACAGAAUGAUGUGGUGGAGCAGGUCACGCCCUACAUGAUGGGCUGUGGUGCCACUGAUGACCAUGAUGAAGAAUAAUCAUUGGUCAACUUUUUUUGUACCAACUUGGUCUGAUGCUGAUUAUUACAUUUUUUUUAAAAAUUGGUGCCAUCAAAAACUUUUAGGUGUUAAUUAUUUUUUUGUUGCCCCUAGUUAUGUGUAAAUUAAAAGAUAAUGGAUAAAAAAAUCCCACAAAACUAUUCAAUAACUAUUUUUAUAAUCCAUCACCAUAGUUUUCUAUUAUCCAUUUUAAUUUAGGAUAGUUUUUCAAAAAACCCAACAGAAGUAACGAAACAAAACAACACAGGAGAUGCAUCUGAAAUCCUGGUGCCAGAAACCAAAUCAACAAUUCCUCCAAAAACUUCAAACAGUGGGAUGUUCGGUGGCUUGAAGAAAGGCUUUCUCUUUGGGGGUAGUUCUAAAGAACCUUCAGCUGCAUCCACUUCAGUCAAAUCAUCCGCUCCAAAGGCUGUCCAACCUCCAAAGGCUGUCCCACCUCCAACUGUAGAGAAAGCUCAGACAGAUAUUCCAUUCAUCAGCCCAUCAACGGGGAAAACCAGCUCCGGACUUACGUUAGAUGAAGUGCAAAUGGCCAUGUCAGAAACAAAAGGACUUCUAGACAACCAAGGUAAUAAAAACCAUUUUGCUUGUUGGCUUUGACCAAAGAUCAUUAGAUGGGAAAUCCUUUGCAUGCCUGGAGUAAGAUCAUUAGAUGGAAAAUCCUUUGCAUGCCUGGAGUAAGAUCAUGAGAUGGAAAAUCCUUUCCCUACCUGGGAUUAUUUCUGUAUUUGCAGACUUUAUACCAUUUAAGGCAGCUAAAGCUAUUUAACAAUCGUGGUGAUCAAAAUCACUCCUUAUGGAUCUUAAUUUAAGACGUUUUAUUUAUUUAAUAAAUUGUUUGUUGAUAGAAUGUAAAGUUAAUGUUGUUAAAAAAAAACAAAACAAAAAAACUUUCAACUGUAGCUUAACAUUCAUUUCCCUCCAAACCUAACAUCAUAAAGUUUAACGUAAGGCUUACCUUUGUAUUAAUUAGAAAUUUAUCAUUCUCAUUUUAAUUUUUUUUGGGGGGAGGGGGGGGGGCAUGUUAGAUGUUCUUAAUGGCUCAGAUCAUUACAUUAGCAAAUCUUAACUUUUGGGCUAUACACAUUGUGACCAUUCUUGCCUUCCCAAGAUCCAGGUCAGUUAAGUCUGUUGUUACGUACUGCUACCAGUAUGGAGAAAUUAAUCUCUUAUUUAAGUAUAUGGCUCGUUCUACAAUAGUACACAACAAAAGACGAGACCAUGUGAUAAUUACAAUUGAUCAAUUUUAUUAUGUUAAUUAUAAAUUACAAAAUCAAAAAGAAAAAAAAUCAAAGCUAUUGACUUACAGAAUAAUGGUUGGCUUGUACCGGUACAAUAUUGAAGAAGGUACAAUGUUGUAAAAAGGUACAAUGAUGAAAAGGAAUCUACACACACACAGUAAACAAAUCUCUGUCUCAUAUAGCAAAGCUCUAUAGCAAAAAUAGCAAUCUCUCAAAAUAUCUCUCGUCUCCUUCCUGUCGCUCACUCUCUCUAGGCAUAUAUAUAUAUAUAUAUAGCCUUAUUCAUAGAUACUUCUCGAACGGAGUUACACAUUGUAAUCCUUUCUCAAAAUAUCUACAUAAUUCUACAGAAUUCUAAUAAUAAUACAGACCAUAGAUUUUAGUUAGUUGUAACCAAGGUCAAGAGAGGCUAUAUUUAGCUAACCACACCCUAAAUGCGGUACCGAACUUGGGUCAGCUAGAGUUCAUUCACGGGGAAAUAUGACAUGAAAACAUUGUCUAUUUUAACACUGUCAGCAAGUAAUAAAUCAUCUCCAGGGUCUGGAAGCAGUGACAAAAAGUAGGGCUUUAAUGAUUAUCUAGUAAAUUAGAUUCGGAUUGACAGUGUCUAGAAUUCAUCUGAGUCGACAGGAUUUAGUUGCCACUAGAGGCCGCUUUUGUUUGGUUAUGUUUCACUAAAUUGUUCAAAUGUUUCCAGCUGUCCUAUGCCUAUAUUAAGCAAUCAAAAAUUUCUGAAACUUCUGUUGUUUUUUUUUUCAAAACUUAUUUCCAAACACUCAGUUCAUGAUUCAAUGUUAAUUUUUCAUAAUAAUGUGUCAAUGUUAAUGUGUCAGUGAUAAUGUGUCAAUGUUGAUGUGUCAAGUUUUGUCAAACAUCGAAAUUUAGAAUCAAUGUUUUAAAUGUGUGCCGCAAAUAUUUUUGUCACAGAUUGGAUAAACGAUGACUUGCUGGGCAGAGUUGAGAACAAUGAGUUCCUCUUGAAAAGGUUUGCAGACCCACACUUCAUGAAAGCCCUGCAGGAAUUCCAGACCAGCCCUCAAGCCGCUAUGGAGAAAUACAAAAGCAACAAAGAAGUGGAGAAAUUUUUACUUGAUUUCUGUGCCCUGCUAGGUUGGUCACCAACUUAUAAGCAUUCUCUUUCUUCACCAUACUAGGUUUAUCACCAUUGACAAAUAAAUAUGUAUUCACUGAGGCAGAUUUAGACCCCCUAAAAAAUGGCAGGAUGUAACAUGAGGGGGAAAAAAUCAACAACUGAGAGGCCGCAAUCUAGACAAUGACCACUUGAAAAAUGUCUUGUCUUUUUUUCUGUUCACCCAUUAAAAAAUGAAGAGGCUGUGGUGUGAAGGAAAAAAUAAUAAUUUGGUGUGGGGGAGUGGGGUGUUAGUAGGAAGGCACAAGUUUAGAAUCAGAUACUGCUUGUUGAUAUUAUUAGAUAAGAAAGCCUACUUGUGAAACUUUAUAACCAUAAACUUGAUAUACCAAUAUACAAAAAAUUAUAAAGUGUUUGUCUUGCUGGUAUUACAGCUAAACCAUAAAUGCUGUUUGCACUGAUCAAAAAUGAUUUUUAUUUUAAAUAAACAGGUGAUCACUUCACAACCCUGGGAUCCCCAACGGCUGAUUCGGCUGGUUCUCAAAAUCUGAAUGCUACCCAACCUCCUGGAAGCUCACCAAGCGUCUCAACAACUCAAAGUGUCAAGCCACAGCCAAAGAUCAUUGAAAUCUCAGGGAACAGUUCAGCAACUGAGGAAAAUAAAAAAAUUCCCAAAAUUGUGGAACUACCAGACAGCGAUUUGGAAAAGUGCAGGGAAAAGUCUACGAAAGCUGAGGGGAAAAAAAUAAAACAAGAGGGAGGGGAUAGAAAUUCUCCCAAAAAGGUGAAAAAGAAAGCAUCUGGAAUCUCCAAGCCAGAUACAUCCAUAUUGUCGACAGAAAAAGAAAUCUUAGAUCUGGGCCCCAGGCCUGGAGACAAAAGUGACAUUAAAGAGAUUACACCUGUUGAUGAUGCCCAGGUCAAGGAAUUGCUAGAGGACCCUAAAGUUAUGGCUACUCUUCUGGAUCCGAAGAUUAUGAACCUGAUACAGACACUGAAGACAGAUCCUGAUAAGGCUCACAGGUAACUUUGACCAACAAUUCAAUACAACCUCCUAAAACUUGUUAUGUGUUUUGUGACUAGUUUUCCUUUCCUGUAGCUGGACCCUCAGUUAUGUUACAUCUAACUUAUUCAACACAUUGUUUGUGUGUUUUAUGACUAGUUUCCCUUUCCUGUAGCUGGACCCUCAGUUAUGUUGCAUCUGCUUACUUUGUAGAUGGCUUUCCUUUUUGAUUUUAGGAAUAAAUCAAUAGCUUUAUAUAUCAUAAUAGACUCUAACUUAAUUGUGAUAACAGAAUUAAUGGGAAAUUAGGUCGAGUUUAGCAUAAUUAAUAUUUAAUUAAAUUAACAUAAUGAAUUAGAGUUUUUAAGUUUGCAUAAUGAAUUUUUAAUGAUUUUUAACAAAAAUUAGCUUAUUGAAAAUUUAGUGAUUUUCUAACUGAAUUAGCUUAAUGAAUAUUUAUUUAUAUUUUAAAUGAAUUAGCUUAAUAAAUAUUUAGUGUUUAUAAUUGAAUUAGCGUUAUGAAUAUUUAGUGUGGGUUUUUUAAUUACUAAAUUAAGCUUAUACUAAAUGGUUAAAUUGUUUUGUCUUUAAUUUUUCAGUUUGGUGGAGAAAGCGGAUGCGAAUUUCAGAGACAAAAUAAGCUUUCUUGUUGGGAAAAGGCUUCUUCACUUUCAGACUUACUAACUUUCUUACUUGGCAGGAUUUGCCCUUUUUCUAUCGCAGACUUCCGAUAGCAUUCUGUGAUAAAACAUGUCGUCGAUUCUAAUGUCUUCAGAAGUGCUUUUGUAAAGAGAUAACUGACGUUAUUAUUUUUUCUGAUGGCUUGUCUGUGGAGCUGAACUGCAAUAACAUUUAUUUUAUUCAUUAUAGUAACAUUUACCUUAUUCUUCAUUUCUUUAUUAAAUAAAAAUACAUUUUGUAAAGAAAGUAUUUAGGGGUUACACUGGGAAACAUUGUUCCAUUGUGUUCUGGGCCACUGGUGAACAUGCAAGAGACAUUAACUACAUUAUAUUAGUUACUACCAGGUCUCAUUAACCAAUGCAGAGCUCCUGUACUUUCCACUUUCAACCGCUUCACAUUAGGAAUAAAUAAUUUAGCGUUUAAGAGAAGUGUACAGAAAUUGGAAUGGAUAUCGUCAAUUGGAAUAGAUAUCUUAUAUUGGAAUAGAUAUCUUAAAUUGAAAAGAUACCGUAUUUUUAAACAAGUAUUAAACUGAAGAAAACAUUUGAAGCACAUCCCAAUGUUUAUUCUUUCAUUAACACAUUCAACAAACAAGCUGAUUGUAUGUUCAUUGACACAUUCAACAAACUCCCUGACUGUAUGCACAAACAGAAAAAGGGACUCGCCGGUAAAGUAGAUGGUUCUGGAUCCUAUUUUAAGAGAUAUAACUAUAAUAAUCUGUGUCAAUAUUUUCAUAGCUAUGAUUUGACACUUCUUCACAAUCUCAAGAAUUUUUUCUCUUUUCCGAAAAAGAGGCCUCGGGUUCUCUAAAUCGGCUCUACAUCUCCACUGUAGCUGUUUCAUAAAACUAUUGGCUAGUCUCCAAGGAAUAACGGAGUCCCCGAACUACAUCAGGCUCUUUAAGUAAACAAGUUAGUGUGUGGCUUAAAAUUAAAAUUACUGUUCUUAUGACCCAGAAGCCUUUUCUUUUAAUAUGAACACAGAAAACUAUUACAUUCAAAUUUCAAGCUUUUAAACACAGAGCACAAAAUCUAUUAUAUUCAAGUAUUGAUACCCAAUCUCGUCUUAAUUCUUUCCAGGCAUCUUGCCUUUUUUUAAUUUUUAAUUUUUUUUUUUUAUUUAACUUUUAAAAAAAAAUGAAGCUUGUAAAAUUCCCCUCCGAAAACUAUUGAGGGUCUACAAAGUUCUGGCAUUUUGUGUAUUACGGUAUUUGUGUGAAUGUAUACAUAGCAUUUCAUUAUUUAAAAUGACAAUAAAUGAUUGUUACCCAACUCUA